Saccostrea cuccullata (small rock oyster) is the source of this 1241-nucleotide messenger RNA. Its product is annotated as U1 small nuclear ribonucleoprotein C-like. Gene Ontology annotation, biological process: mRNA splicing, via spliceosome; spliceosomal snRNP assembly; mRNA 5'-splice site recognition. Gene Ontology annotation, molecular function: zinc ion binding; pre-mRNA 5'-splice site binding. NCBI's taxonomy places the organism in Eukaryota, Metazoa, Mollusca, Bivalvia, Ostreida, Ostreidae. The transcript is spliced from 6 exons. Gene Ontology annotation, cellular component: nucleus; U1 snRNP. The record is from RefSeq and is a predicted model, not a curated record. Bases 132 to 590 code for a protein of 152 amino acids.
GGAGCAGAACACCCCAGAGUGAACUAUGCUGGACACGAAACAUCCUAUGACCGUGUCUGUCUGUGAGUCGUACUUCCGCUUUUCUUUCGGCGACGCAAGGCAAAGCAGAGCAAGUCAAUGAAAAAAGAAAAAUGCCGAAAUACUAUUGUGAUUACUGUGACACAUACCUCACACAUGACUCGCCAUCAGUAAGAAAGACACAUUGUAAUGGCAGAAAACACAAAGAAAAUGUCAGAUUGUAUUAUCAAAAGUGGCUAGAAGAACAAGUCCAAAAACUAGUUGAUGACACUACUGCAGCCUUUAAAGCAGGAAAAAUUGCAUCCAAUCCUUUCCAGUCCAAUGCUCCUGGUGGAGCCAUGAUACCACCUCCAGCAGCUGGUAAGCCUGGAGGACCGCCCCAGGGCCCCAUGCCAAUGGGUGGACCAAUGCCCGGUGGACCAAUGCCUCUGAUGGGACCACCAGGUGGACCGAUGGGUAUGAUGCCAGUUGGAAUGAGACCGCCUAUGGGACCAAUGAUGGGUCCUAUGGGUCCAAUGGGUCCUAUGAUGAGAGGACCAAUGAUGGGGCAACCAAGAAAACCUAUGAAAUGAUAGUGAAGAGGUCUUGUCACUUUAUGUUUGAAUGUGUGAAUGUGUAAAUAGUACAGCAGCAUCAGAAGGGAGGCAGGAAUGAAAUGGUGGUCUGAAACAUGCUAUGUUCAUUAUUUCCAUCUCAGGAAUAUUUCAGCAAGACACUGAUUGAAGACAGCCAAUUGUUUAUAAUUGUGUUGAAGGAGGAUAUGUUAAUAUAUUUUUACUGUGGGAGCAUUUGUGUCAUUCUCAACCAUUGCUUGCAUUUGUUCAUGUUUUUAUUCAUCAUCUCUCACCUGACUGAGUUUCGUCACUCCCGUUUUCCAGCUGUUCAUAGAUACUUAUGUUUAUUCAACACCCAUUACCAGUAACACUCUUUGAGGAGUCAUUGCAAUGAAAUAAAAAAAGGCAAGAAACUAAAAUGUGUUCUGGACAUGAUGACUUCUUGUGCCACAUGAUCAUUUGAAAUGUGUGAUCCUUUCAUUCAGAAUUAAACCUUGUGUAGUUCUUCAUUCCAAAGCAGUCUUAAAUUCUGGGGUCUAUUUUCACAAAGCUAAGCUAAACCAUAUUUUUUAUAUUAAAUGAAGAUACAGAGUUAAUAAGUCUUAAAAACCACAGAGUUUGCUAAAUUAGUCUUGCUUUUUGUUAUGGAAAUAAAUGUUUAAAAAUAAA